Messenger RNA from Symbiodinium sp. CCMP2456, 357 nucleotides. NCBI's taxonomy places the organism in Eukaryota, Dinophyceae, Suessiales, Symbiodiniaceae. The record is from the annotation of a GenBank genome assembly.
AUGGCCCCCAUGGCCUUCCAGCUCGCACGAGCACAUGGUGGGAGCAUGUGCCAGCGACGGCUGAAGAACUCCAUGUUUCGAAGCCAUGGUGCUUUCUGCAGUGAGGUUGACAGAGCAGCAAACACAGGUGGGGAAAUGAAGCGGAAGUGCGUGGUCUCGAAUGAUUGCCCUCCAUGGAGAAAGUUCGACUGUGGCGAGCAGAAUGGCUUGUUGAGGCCGGUGAUGCCCAAGCGCCGCGUCUGGGCAGAGCACAUGGAGGUGCGCGCCAUCACCGGGAAGUUUGUGAAGGACCAAGCAGGAAAGGUUGCCAGGGACGAUCCGCGCAUCGGUCCUCAACACAGGCGACAAGCUUUUUGA